Messenger RNA from Colias croceus (clouded yellow), 670 nucleotides. RefSeq lists its product as uncharacterized. The transcript has 3 exons. Gene Ontology annotation, molecular function: odorant binding. Gene Ontology annotation, biological process: sensory perception of smell. Lineage: Eukaryota; Metazoa; Arthropoda; Insecta; Lepidoptera; Pieridae. The record is from RefSeq and is a predicted model, not a curated record. Bases 1 to 621 code for a protein of 206 amino acids.
AUGUUAGUCUACAUAUUUUUUCUAUGUCUAAUUCUGUCUCCAUCUUUAUCGCAAGAGGGCGAAAAAACAGAACCAUUAGAUAAAUCACAAAUUAUUGGUGUCAAAACAGUUCAAAACAUAAAAAUUAAUAAAGAUACCAUUAUUACACGAAAUAUGAAAUUGGAAACGAAGGGACGAAAAAAGCCCCUAAGAGAAGACACAAAUAAAGAUCCCGACUGGUCGUACCAAUCUAUUCCUCAAGAUGUGGCGAAACACGCACAAGAUUUUAAACGCAAUAUGUCAGAAUGUUUAAAAGAAGUACAGGCCAAAGAUAACAGACCAAUCAAACGAUUAUCUCCAAAAACUGAGUCUCCAAUACACGGCGAAUGUCUCAUUGCGUGUGUAUUAAAACGGAAUGGUGUUAUAGAAAAUGGAAAGGUUCAUAAAGAUAAUCUUAUCAUCUUAGUCAGUAAAUUCUACGCAAAAGAAGAUAAACUUAUAAAGAAACUUGAAAAGGGCGUGGAUCACUGUAUUAACUCUAGUAUAAAAAAUAAAGACGAAUGUGUUUUGGCGUCGCAAUUAAACGAAUGCACGAAUAACAUCAUGGCAACUAAUAAACAUAAAUUCACUAUUGAUAUUUGAGUCUGUACCAAUAAUAUAAAAUAAAGAAUACUAAAAAACUAAGGCACAA